Molecule: messenger RNA, 750 nt
Organism: Lathyrus sativus (Indian pea)
Lineage: Eukaryota; Viridiplantae; Streptophyta; Magnoliopsida; Fabales; Fabaceae
Source: the annotation of a GenBank genome assembly
AUGAGCAUCAACCCUGAUGAAGCAGUGGCUUAUGGUGCAGCUGUCCAGGCAGCUAUGUUAAAUGUCAAGUAUGUUCCAACCUUAAAGUUGCGAGAUGUCAUACCCUUGUCUCUUGGUACAUCAGAAAAAGGAGAUAUCAUGGAUAUCAUGAUUCCUAGGAACACUUCCAUUCCUAUCACUAAGAAGAAAACAUAUUUUACAGAUGUAGAUAACCAAAGUAGAGUUUCAAUUAAGGUUUAUGAGGGUGAGAGAAUAAUAGCUAGUGAGAACAACUUGCUUGGUGUGUUUUCUCUCUCACUUCCUUUUGCACCACGCGGUCUUCCUAUCCAAGUAUACUUUGCAAUAGAUGCAGAUGGUAUAUUAAACUUGUCUGCAGAGGAAGAAACCAGUGGUAAUAAGAAAAAUAUUACAAUAACUAAUGAAACAGAAAGCCUAUCAACUGAAGAACCUGAGAGAAUGAUUCAAGAAGCUGAGAAUUUUAAGGCUGAAGAGAAGAAACUUGAGGAGAAAGUUAAAGCAAUAAAUGAUUUGAAUGAUUAUCUUUGCCAUGUGACGAAAGUAAUUGCUGAUAAUGAUGUUAAUUCUUUGAUUUCCCCUGUUGACAAAUUGAAGAUCUAUAUUGCAGUUGUGAAAGGCCAAAAUUUGCUGGAUGGCAAAAAGGACGAAGAAACACAUGUCUUUGUGGAUUUUCUAAAGGAAUUUCAGAGCAUGAUUGAUUCUGCUUUGUACAAGAUCACUAGUGGAGUUUGA